Molecule: messenger RNA, 2670 nt
Organism: Euleptes europaea (tarantolino)
Lineage: Eukaryota; Metazoa; Chordata; Lepidosauria; Squamata; Sphaerodactylidae
Gene: TMTC1
Product: transmembrane O-mannosyltransferase targeting cadherins 1
Exons: 20
Coding region: 88-2670 (860 amino acids)
Biological process (GO): protein O-linked glycosylation via mannose
Molecular function (GO): protein binding; mannosyltransferase activity
Source: RefSeq, a predicted model, not a curated record
GACGUGUGGGCCAUCGUGAACAACCCCGACGUGCGUCCCGGGGCGCCGCUGGCGGCCGCCUUCGCCGACGACUUCUGGGGCAAGGGCAUGGGCGACAACACCAGCCACAAGUCCUACCGCCCGCUCUGCGUCCUCUCCUUCAAGCUGAAUAUCUUGCUGGCAGGCAUGAACCCCUUCUGUUUCCACGCUGUGAAUGUAGUCCUGCACUGCCUAGUGACGCUGCUGCUGAUGUACACGUGUGACAAAGUCGUUUUCAAGGACAGCCAGCUGGCUUUUAUCACGGCCCUGUUCUUCGCUGUCCAUCCCAUUCACACUGAGGCUGUAACGGGUAUAGUAGGCAGAGCAGAUGUCUUGGCCUGUCUGCUAUUUCUGUUGGCGUUUCUCUCCUAUAAUAGGAGCGUGGAUCAGCUUUAUGUUGGGGAACAUUUCCCUCCGACUGCUUCGCUCUUCUUCUUGCUGCUUAGUUUAUUUCUUGGGACUUGUGCAAUGCUCGUAAAGGAAACGGGGAUCACGGUGUUUGGUGUCUGCUUGGUAUAUGACGGCUUCCUGCUUUCCCAAAACAGACUCAGAUUCAGAAAUGGAGGGGUGCAUCAAAGAAUGGCUCGGCAGCCCGCGGUUUCCCUCCACGCCGCUUCCUUGCAGUUGCCUUCGUCCAGCAGGGAGAAUGGAAAGCACCGCGUGGCUCACAAGGGGACGUGGAACUCCUGCCAUCCUGCGUCACCGAAGGAACAGCGGCACAGCAGCCUCUCUGUCUUGCGGAAAGCUGCAGGGGCUGUGUUUAGGUAUCUGAUUGCAAGUAACAAACAGAAGUUCUUGUAUACCACCAGACCGUUUUUAAAGAGGGCUACCUUGGUACUUACCUAUGUGAUCUUACUUUUGUAUUUUCGUAUCUGGAUAAUGGGAGGUUCCAUGCCAGCGUUUUCAGAACAGGACAAUCCAGCUUCAUUCUCGCCAUAUCUCCUUACAAGGUUUCUAACUUAUUCCUACCUCCUGGCCUUCAACGCUUGGCUUCUUCUGGCUCCUGUCACUCUGUGCUAUGAUUGGCAGGUAGGGAGCAUCCCUUUAGUGGAGUCCAUCUGGGACGUGAGGAAUUUCGCCACCCUUCUCAUGGCGGCGGUGAUGCUGCUGCUUGGUCUACACUGUGCAGCAAUGUUCAAGAAGCUGGAGCACAGAGAAGUUCUGGUUGGCCUGUUGUUCCUGAUUUUUCCCUUCAUACCAGCUAGCAACCUUUUCUUCAGGGUGGGAUUUGUUGUGGCGGAGCGUGUCCUUUAUAUGCCAAGUAUGGGGUACUGCAUCCUUUUGGUUCACGGUUUGAACAAGCUCUGCACGUGGCUAAAUAAAUGGAGAGCCACCGCGACGGCCAUGUCGGUGUUGCUUCUGUUGCUGUUCUCCUGGAAAACCGUGAAGCAGAACGAAAUCUGGUUGUCAAGGGAGUCUCUUUUCAGGUCUGGCGUGCAGACUCUGCCCCACAAUGCCAAGGUGCACUAUAACUAUGCCAAUUUUUUGAAAGACCAAGGUCGCAACAGCGAAGCCAUCUAUCACUACAAAACAGCACUCAAGUUGUACCCUCGCCAUGCAAGUGCUCUGAACAACCUAGGAACAUUGACCAAAGACCUGGUGGAAGCAAAAGAGUAUUACAGACGGGCCCUCCAGUUAAAUCCACAACACAACCGAGCUCUCUUCAAUCUUGGAAAUCUGCUCAAGUCCCAAGGGAAGGAGGACGAAGCCGUUCUCUUGCUGAGAGAUUCCAUUCAGUAUGGACCAGAGUUUGCAGAUGCUUAUUCCAGCCUUGCUUCACUGCUGGCUGAACAGGAUCAAUUAAAAGAUGCAGAGGAAGUAUACCAGGCUGGAAUACGAAAUUGCCCAGAGAGCUCAGAUCUUCAUAACAACUAUGGGGUUUUCUUAGUGGAUACCGGAUCUCCAGAGGCGGCGGUUUCCCACUACCAGAAAGCCAUCCAGCUCAGCCCCAACCAUCACGUGGCCAUGGUGAAUCUGGGCAGGCUUUACCGCUCAUUGGGGCAGAACAGGGAUGCCGAGGCUUGGUACAAACGGGCAUUGAAAGUGGCACGCAACCCCGAAAUCCUGUCGCCCCUUGGAGCUCUGUAUUAUAACACGGGGCGCUACGAAGAUGCCCUCAGGGUUUACAGGGAAGCCGCGGCCCUACAACCAUCCAACAGGGAGACCCGGCUGGCCUUGGCUCAGGUUUUAGCAAUGAUGGGACAGACGAAGGACGCAGAAAAAAUGACCAAUCAUAUCCUGACUGAGGAGGCUGAAUGCCUGGAGUGCUACCGCCUUUUAUCAGCCAUCUACAGCAAGCAGGAGAACUACAACAAGGCACUUGAAGCCAUAGAUAAAGCUCUACAGCUGAAACCAAAGGACCACAAAGUCAUAUCUGAACUCUUCUUCACAAAAGGAAACCAGCUAAGAGAACAAAAUCACCUGGACAAGGCUUUUGAGAGCUAUAAAGCGGCCGUAGACUUCAACCCAGAGCAAGCACAAGCCUGGAUGAACAUGGGAGGGAUAGAACAUAUCAAGGGCAACUACAUCACAGCGCGGGGCUAUUACGAGAAAGCUUUACAGCUGGUCCCAAGUAGUAAGCUGCUGAAAGAGAAUUUGGCUAAACUGGACCGCAUAGAGAAACGGCUGCAGGAGGUUAAAGAGAGAGGAUAA